Molecule: messenger RNA, 3202 nt
Organism: Erinaceus europaeus (western European hedgehog)
Lineage: Eukaryota; Metazoa; Chordata; Mammalia; Eulipotyphla; Erinaceidae
Product: protein FAM163A
Exons: 5
Coding region: 967-1470 (167 amino acids)
Source: RefSeq, a predicted model, not a curated record
UUUUUUAUUUGGGGGGGGGGAGGGUAGGACAGAGAGAAACUGAGAGGGGAGGGGAAGAUAGACAGGGGAGAGAAAGAUAGAUACCUGCAGAUAUGCUUCACCGUUUGUGAAGUGUUGCCUGCCCCCUUGCAGGUGGGGAUGCCGGGGUCUAUAUCUGGGGUUCUUUUUUUUAUAUUUAUUUAUUUAUACAGUCCAUUUUGUUGCUCUUAUUUUAUUAUUGUAGUUAUUGUUGUUGUUGCUGGAGGGAGGAGGGGAAGACAGAGAGGGGGAGAGACAGACACCUGCAGACCUGCUUCACCACCUGUGAAGUGACUCCUCUGCAGGUGGGGAGCCGGGGGCUCCAACCGGGGUCCUUCUGCCGGUCCUUGUGCUUUGCACCACCUGCACUUAACCCGCUGCGCUGCCGCCUGACUCCCUAGAUCUGGGAUUCUUUCGCAGGUUCAUACACUUCUUACUAUGUGCACUUAACCUGAUGGUCUGUCAGCUCCUCCUCCUGCUUUCUGGCCUGCUUGCCCCAAAGACAGAAUCCAGAGUCAGGCUUGCUAUGGACUGAAGAUGAGAACAAAGUCACCUACCUCCCAAAGAUCUGCAUUCCUGCAUCACUUUUCCGAAGGGCCAGAUGGUACAACUUCACCCCACCCCUUAAAAACACAUCCCCAGGCCAUUCCCCCAAUAGACUGCAUUGGUUGGAGUCUAUGUGUAAUUUUUUCCCUUUUUUUUUUUAAAGAGACUGAAAAAGAGACCACAUCACUGAAGUUUUGUUCAAGACAGUGGUGGCUAGACACAAUCCUGGGUUAUGCACAUAGCAAAGCAGCACACUAUCCAAGGAUUGAAACCUUUGGCCAUGUUGCACCUCCAGCUGCUCUCUGCUCAGGCACAGCCUGAAUGACUGGACUACCACCGUCCUAGCUGUUUCACGUCACCCACCGUUCCCUUUACUGGACAGUUUGAUGGGGCGUCGUGCGGAUGACAGCGGGCACAGUUGUGAUCACGGGCGGAAUCCUCGCUACGGUCAUCCUACUCUCCAUCAUUGCCGUCCUGUGCUACUGCCGGCUCCAGUAUUAUUGCUGCAAGAAGAGCAGAGCUGAGAAUGCAGAAGAGGAGGAAGAGGAGCAGGACCUGCCCACACCCCCCAGAGGCCCCACCUGCAAUGCCUGCAGCUACCAAGCCCUGGACCACCCAGCAGGUGGCCUGGCACCCCUCCCCAGAGAACCAUGCAGCCAGCCAUGUGGGGUGGCUGCCGGCCAUUGUGCCACCUGUUCCCCAAACAGCUCCCCCUUUUACAUACGGACAACUGACAUGGUGCCCAAUGGGGGUGGAGGGGAGAGGCUUUCCUUCACUCCUACUUACUACAAAGAAGGGGGACCCCCAUCCUUCAAACUGGCAGCACCCCAGAGUUACGCGGUGACAUGGCCAGGCUCUGGGCAUGAGGCCUUCACCAAUCCAAGGGCUAUUAGUACAGACGUGUGACCCCUCCCUUCCUGAUCCCCCCCUCACCAAUGCUGCUGACCCAGCAGGAACAAUGGGGACUGUGGUGUUCUCUUCAACAGCCCACAAGGACCAUCUCCAUUCCUCUGGCUUUUUCUUGCCCUACAGUGGGGGUCUCACUGAUAUUUAAGCAGUGUGAAGCACUGAUGAAUAGAAUCCCAUGGCCCAGAAGUGCCCCCCCCCACACACACACACACACACACACACACACAGAGUGAGCUGGAAACCUUGCCAGUUUCUCUCUUGGGACCUCCCUCUGGUCAGCCCAGCACUGCCACACUCCUUUUCACCUCCCCCCCAAGCCCCACUUUGCAGGGUUGCAAGAAGAGAAGCACUGGGUUCUGAGGGCUGCCAGAGUUCUUGGGUGUGUAUGGGAGGGGGCUGGUACAGAGGAAGCAGGAAGGACAAAAGCAAGAGAAGAGGUGAAAACUUAGAUAUUGUAGAAUUGGAAAUGGAGCUGAAAGUACUGGAGGAACCUCUUCUGGACCCUAGAUCUAAUUCAUAAGCGAGUUUUGUAUUGAGGUAGUCCGUCAGAAACCACAGGCCUUGCUCUAUAACCUCUUCUUAAUUAAAGCUGGAUAGCUUCCUCACUGGUCUGCAUACUACUGAUCAAUCCACUUCAGAGCACAAAUGCCCACACCCACAUGAGUCCAGAGCUCUGUCUCCCAGCACACAGCUGUGCCUGCCUCGCCUUGUGCCCAUGCUUAGUUGACUCUGAGGCCCUGACAUCAGGUUAUUAUGUAAUCCCCAAAAUGACUAUCUAACCUCAUUCUCUCCUCCCCACCCCCAAAUCCUGUUUCUCAGCCCUAGAACCAGCUGCCUCAGCAGCUAGAAAAAUGUUUUCAAGUUCUGUCACUAUAAUUCAAGUAGCUGAGAGGAUAAGGCUGUGGUCCUGGCAAGCCACACUGAGUGGUGUCACUGGACAGACACACUGGACACCUCCAACACCCCGCCCCUACCCUUAGGUUUGGCCAUUUUCACAAACUGCAGAGUAGAAAGGAGUCUGGUAGAGCAACUAGAAAGCAAACUUUGAGUCCCUGGUCAGAUGAAAAGCAAAGUGGCCCUCCCCAAGGCAGCCAGCUGGUUGCAUAGGACAGCAGCCAAGAACUUAGCUUCCCCUGUCACUGCCAACCCCUGUCUGCCAGGCUGCCAGCCCUCCUAGAUUCCUGACAGCCCAGAUACCUUGCUACUCUGGCCCAUCAGCCCCAGAAGCGGUUUCUCCUUAUCAGAAAUCACCACUCCCUUCUACCUCUCACCUUCUGGAAUAACCAAGAUGAUCCCAAAGUUGAUAUCCAUCUUGCAGCAGAAUGCAAAGGAUCUCAUGCAGCCCUGUCUCCCCCUGUAGCUUUCCCAGCCUCAGUCCUGUUACCCACCCACCCCUCGAAGUGAAAUCUGGGUUUAGGGCCAUUAAGGGCUCCUAGCUCUCUCCUGCUUCCCUAUAGACAUGUGGACCUGCCCUGUGCAAGUGAAAGCACACCUUGUCCACCCUCACUGUACUUCAGAGCUGUGGCGUCUGAGUUCUAGGACACUCUGUGGACACUUUUUUGAACUGCACCCUAAAGAGGAAGAAGAAAGUUGGAGACAGUUUGUCCUCUCUGCCACCUUGUUUCCAAGCCAAGUCCCAGGUCCCUCUUGGAUUUUCUGGCCUGCCUCUCUGAGAGCUUGGAGUCACCCCUAAGUGGAUGUUGAAAUAAAUGAGGAAUUUGAAAUACAA